Molecule: messenger RNA, 3349 nt
Organism: Venturia canescens
Lineage: Eukaryota; Metazoa; Arthropoda; Insecta; Hymenoptera; Ichneumonidae
Gene: cert
Product: ceramide transfer protein
Exons: 9
Coding region: 501-2279 (592 amino acids)
Biological process (GO): ER to Golgi ceramide transport
Molecular function (GO): lipid binding
Source: RefSeq, a predicted model, not a curated record
CAACAUUUCAGAAUUAUCUCGAUGAUGAUAAUUGAGUACAGUAGACGGGUACAGUGUCAAUUAUCGUGUGCCGAAGCUACGCAGGCGAUCGACCGUAAAACAAAAAAGUGAUAACCGAAAAAAAAAAUUAUUUGUCAUUGAUAAAAAUUGAAACUAAUGCGCGAAUCGCCUUUUCGGAGUGUUUGUAGCUUUAUUCCUUUCGAGUUUUCGAUCGAAAAUUCAUUCGCCUACAUGUAGUGUCAAUUAUUAUGAAAUUUUGUAUUCGAGUGAAUAUCGUGAGCGAAAACAAUCUAUUGCAUUAUGACAACAGUCAUUAAAUGAGAAGGAUAAAAAAGAAGACAAAAAUAACAGUCAUUCGUCAUUAACAACGAAUAAAGCACAAGCUUACGGAGCAGAAAGCAAAAUAAGACGAUCCAUCAUUAUGAUUCACCUCAUUUGACGCUCUAUGAGUUGCUGGAACACCAAUCCUCUUUGUUUUUUUUUUACCUCUACCAUUUGAAAUGACAACUGAUCCCACAGACAUUACAAUGCUAAACAUAGAAGAAACUGAAUCACCAGAAAUUGGCGCCGACAAUGAUGACAUGGAUGAUGACGGCUCAGAUGGAGCUAUAGUUCCGGAGCUUCAGGGUACACUUUCCAAGUGGACAAACUACAUACAUGGCUGGCAAACGAGGUUCAUUGUCCUCAAAGAUGGUACCCUGUCCUAUUACAAAUCUGAGCAGGACAGUGGUUUUGGCUGUCGAGGCUCUAUCAGCCUUUAUAAAGCUGACAUUAAGGGUCACGAGUUCGACGAAUGUAGAUUUGACGUUUCUGUAAACGAUGGUUUAGUUUGGUACUUGAGGGCAAACUCUCCAGAGGAAAAGCAGCGCUGGGUUGAUGUUUUGAAAUCAUACAAGGCCGAAUCCGGAUAUGGAAGCGAAAACAGUCUGAAACGUCAUGGAAGUGCGGUGUCCCUGAUUUCGAGUACACAAUCGACAGCGAGCGCGGGAAGUUUCAGUAAACGCGGUACUCGCGGGCUCAAAGAGAAGCUGGCCGAAUUAGAGACUUUUAAGGAUAUUUUGACGCAACAAGUCGAUUCGUUGCAAAAAUAUUUUGAUCAGUGCGCGGAAAAUGCGAGAAGUUUGCCGUCCCGAGAAACUACGAUCGAUCAGAGUCUCGAUCCGAUCGUACAAUCAGUGGAUUUCAAGGGCGAAGCCAUAACUUUUAAGGCGACGAGCGAGGGUGUACUGGCGACGCUGCAACACUGCGUCGAACUAAUGUCACAAAUGGAAGAUUCUUGGCGUCGUAAAUGGGAAAAGGAGGCGGAAAAAAAGCGUAAAAUGCAAGAACUUUGCAAAGCACUCAAGGAACAAAUGGCUAUUAGUCGUGGCGAUACAACGAGACCGAGAGUUCACAUUCACGGUGGCCCGGACUAUGAGGAAGGUCCUCACAGUGCACUCUGCGACGAGGAGUUUUACGACGCCGUGGAAACUGGACUGGACAAAAUCGACGAGGAUAAUCAGCUGAGAGAUCGCUUGAAACAGAAAGCUGUUGCAAUUCCUAGAAGUCCUGCUGGGCAUGCUGUGUCCCACCGAUUAUGGCCUGAGAUCGAAAAAGUGACGACGCAGCAGCUGCACAAUGCUCGUUUGGGAAUCGGAGGUGCGGGAGGCUGGCAAUUAUUUGCAGAGGACGGUGACAUGAGAAUGUACAGACGAGAAGAAGAGUGCAACGGUUUGGUAGUCGAUCCUUUGAUGGCGUGCCACGUGGUCAAGGGCGUAACAGGACGAGAAGUUUGUCAAAUAUUUUUUAGUCCGGAAUAUCGGAGCGGUUGGGAGGCGACGUUAGAAGAUAUGACCGUUGUCGAGACGAUAUCUAAAGACACGCUCGUAUUUUUGCAAACGCACAAGCGAAUAUGGCCGGCGAGCCAAAGGGAUGCCCUUUUUUGGUCUCACAUGCGUAGCUCUCCUGAUCCCGAAGAUCCGGACGGUUCGGAUUUGUGGAUCGUAUGUAACCACAGCACCGAACACGCCGACUAUCCCGCAAAUUCAGGAAAAUGUGUGAGGGUGUACCUGACCGUGUGCAUCGUAUGUCAAACCUUCAUCGAUCCACCAAAAGAUCCAGAAAAAAUAGAGCGUAAUGAUAUAACGUGCAAAAUAACGUACUGUUCCGUGGUAAAUCCUGGAGGAUGGGCGCCCGCUUCCGUUUUACGUGCAGUCUACAAACGCGAGUAUCCAAAAUUUUUGAAACGUUUCACCAAUUACUGCAUUGACCAGUGCAAAGACAAACCGAUUGAAUUUUAAUAUAUAGAUGUGAAAAAAAUACCCGUAUAUAUAUCUAUAUAUGAAAACGUUACAUUUAAAUAUUUUUUUAAACUUCCCUAACCUGCAUUCACGCGAUAAUCGAAAGCCCCACCAUUGAUUAUUUUCUUUUUAUUGUACGUGGUGAUCAUUGAGCGAAUGUGAACUGUGAGCUUGUGAAACGUUAGAAAGAGGGGGAGAGAAAGCACGACGUGCAUUUUUUAAUUCUCGUAUAAUAUGAAUAUGUAAUACCUUCAUGUUUCAUUUUUUGAAUUUUUUAACUGAACAUUCUUCAAAGAAAAAAAAAACAAUCUCACGCCAAAUGCAGACACACCGAAAUAUCGAAAAAUUAGCUCAUUUUUACUGAUCAUUGAGAACAGAAAUGUAGUGUUUUCUAUGUUUCUCUUCUCAUUUUCAGAUUUAAGGGGAGUGAAAAUUUUCCGAUCUUGCGUCUCAUUCGCAUUGAUUUCUUGCUAUUUUUUUUUCUCCACUCUACGGGUGUCAGUUUGAAAUAAAUUAAAAAAUAAAUGAACGUAUUAUACGCGAAUCCAUUCGAUCGCAAAAAUGAAAAAUCGUCACAAUAUCAUGAUAACGCUUAUGAUGUUAUGAAAUAUGUGGUAACAUUUAAAUGUCUUCGCGAUUAUCAAUGUUUUGUCGUGCUGCACACACACACACACACACACACACACACGCACGCGCGCGCGCGCGCGCACGCACACACACACACACACACACACACACACACACACACACACACACACACACACACACACACACAACCGAUUGAAUAAACAAAAGAAGGGAAAAUAAUUAAAAAAUAAAACACACUGUCGCGAGAAUCCAAUUGUACAAAUUUAGGUACGAAUAUCUUCAUUGAAUUAUUGAAUCGUUACAUUCUGCCAAUUAUAUAUGCGAAACUGUAUAGUGAUGAUAAAAAUUAUAUUGUUACUUUUAUUUAUAUAAUGAGAGGAAGACGAUGAAAAUAAGCACUGUGAAUAUCGUAAAUGCUUGAGAAUAUGCGAAUUGCUUAUACAAAUGGAAAUUUAAUAAAGACUGUUAGAAGUUUAUGCAAA